GCUGAGGGUGGAGUGAGAUUGCCACUGCCUCAUUUGCCCUGACGGACCAGCCACCCCUCGGAGACUCCUGGUAGCUUGUUUUAGAAAUCUGGUUUCAUCGAAGAAGUGGAUCUGACAAGCCGACAGUUUCUUCUCCUUGAACAUCCCCCUUUCGGAGGGCUCUGCAUUUCGAAUGUGGCUCAUGGCCCUUUGAAAGUGUCACCCCUGCCCUACUGAGGUGUGGCUAGGCUGUAGGUUUCAUCUUUCUUGAUGGCAGCCCGUUUUGAGGACUACCUUCCCACAGUUUUGAGCCUGGGGACUGAAAUAUAUUACUGCUUUCCUACCUGGAAGAUUUGGCCGUUCUUUCUUUGGAAAGCGGCUCAUCACAGCCCCAAAAGAUGGGCUUGACUUCCUCGAAGGCUCGUCGGAAGGUGACGAAAGUAGCCCCAAUGCCAAGGCAAGAGGAAAGGUUGCAGUGCCCUGGGAACAUGGCUGUCUACACAUUCCAGAGCCCUCUGAGAGGGGCAAGUCCAAACUCGUUCGCCUCCCGGAUGGAGAGAAACCUGGCUCUGGAAAGGCACCUUCCACCCCUGAGAGAAAUGAGGCAGGGAAGAUAUCCCACAGUACCCAGGACCAUUCCGCUAGACCUCAGGACGGAAGGGGGAGAAGCCAGCAUCAUCAAGCAGCACCCUCCUCUGAGACCUCAGAAGCUGGAGCCUUUCAUUCUUGCAAAAGACAUCCCUCCGGAGAAGUUCUUGAGCUUGCAAUGCACGGCAGCAGCAUGCGAAGCAAAGGGGCUAGAUCAGGGAGGGCAAGCUGUUCUACACCCCGCUGGAAGACGACAGUAUUUACUCAAGAUGAAAAUGCUGGAAAAAAGGAAAGAGGCAGAACUGAAGAGAUGUUUGCACCAGGAGGCAAGACUUAACAAGCCACAACUGAAGGACCUCAACAUCAGUGAAACUCUUGGGUGUGUGCAGGGAAAUAAUAGCUCUGAUGAUGAAGAGCUGCUCGCCCUUGAGUUUGGCCAAACACUUGAAAGAAACCACGGUGAUCGGUGGGAUGGAGAAUUUUUGAGAGAGCACGGACCAUCUGAAUCCCAUUUAGGCCAGGUGGGCAAAGUAGAGACGUGGCUGCUGAAGCAGCAGUCAAGACGAGAAUCAUCUUGGGAUGCUUCAAGCACUGACUCUGACGACUGGAGACCUUGCCGGAAACCGGCCUUGGUGAGAACAAAGACAGAGAGGAUCGCCCUCUUUGAUGAGUUUUUCGAUAAAGAGUUUUGAGCUCCAGAAAGCCACCAGAGUUAUGGCCAAGUUGGUGAGAAAGAGGGAAGGAGCCAGCAAUGGCAACAACGCUGGUGUAGUGGUGGGUAAGAGAGUGAACUAUGAAUCAGGACAUCCCCAAAUCUCAUCUCUGCCAUAAACUCACAAGAUGGCUUUAGGCAAGCCUCCCCCAGCCUCAGUUGCCUCAUCUGUGAAAUGGAGGAUAGUAAUAAUAAUGACUAACUUACAGGGCUGUUGGAAGCAUAUGAAGUGUUUGGAACACUUGAAAACACUUUACAACUGUUAAGUAUUAUUACUUAAUUAUUUUUACUUAAAGUACUUAUACACGUCAAAAAAAGUUUUCCCCCAACUGUAGAGGGGGCGGCUGUUUUAAUUGUUUUGCUUUAUAUUAUACUGUGAUUAAGAAAUGAGCUGAUUUGUCUAAUCUAUUGUGUUUAAAAAUAAGCUUGUUUUUUCC
This is a messenger RNA of Rhineura floridana, 1716 nucleotides long. It is a transcript of the gene CCDC198, whose product is annotated as coiled-coil domain containing 198. Lineage: Eukaryota; Metazoa; Chordata; Lepidosauria; Squamata; Rhineuridae. The record is from RefSeq and is a predicted model, not a curated record. The transcript has 6 exons. The coding region runs from base 378 to 1259 and encodes 293 amino acids.